AUGAAAUUGUUACCAAAAAUACCGAGUGCCGUUCAUCCUCCAGUUCCAGACGAUGUUCGAUUAACUUUUGACGAAAUUGAUGAUUUACAAGAAGGAGCACAAGAUCCAGAAACGAGAGCUGGAUUAUUUCAGGGUGAUAUGGCAUUAACGAAUGAAUUUUAUGAUUACUGGAGAGUAGGAUUACGUUGGGAUGUUUUUCCAGAAAAACUUUGGCCAAAUAAUACAGUACCUUACGUUAUAAGUCCGUUGUACGGCUACAUAAAAUUACGGGGCAUUCAUGUGGAUGACUACGUAACCAUAUACACGGCAAUAAGAACGAUCAAUUACAUGACUUGUAUUAAAUUUGUACCAUGGAAUGGAAAAAUAAAAGAUUUUCUUUUAAUUUGGCCGAUAAAAUAUCCAAAAGGUUGUUGGUCAUUCGUUGGAAAAUUUGGGGGACCGCAAAUUGUUUCACUUCAACCCCCCGAUGAAAAUGGUCCCAAUUGUUUGGGAACAGAAGGAAGAUCCAUACACGAAUUAUUACAUGCUUUAGGGAUUUUUCACGAGCAAUCGAGAUCUGAUAGAGAUCGUUUUGUUAAAAUACAUUUCGAUAAUAUAUUACCGGAUUUGGCGGUAAAUUUCGAUAAACAAAGUUUGGAAAAUACAACGUAUAAUUUUGAAUACGAUUACGAUAGUAUAAUGCAUUACGGAAAAUAUUUUUUUAGUAAAGAAAAAGGAAAACCUACCAUAACUCCUAAAAUGCCUGGAGUUAAAAAAUUGGGUCAAAGAAAAGCCAUGAGUAAAACUGACUGUUUAAAAAUAAAUGAUUUAUAUGGAUGUCUCACUAAAAAUAUUUAUUAUCAAAGAAAAUAUUAUCGAAUUUGUCAAAAUUUAGGUCUUUGA
Messenger RNA from Pediculus humanus corporis (human body louse), 882 nucleotides. Its product is annotated as Low choriolytic enzyme precursor, putative. The record is from RefSeq and is a predicted model, not a curated record. Bases 1 to 882 code for a protein of 293 amino acids. The transcript has 7 exons. Lineage: Eukaryota; Metazoa; Arthropoda; Insecta; Psocodea; Pediculidae. Gene Ontology annotation, molecular function: zinc ion binding; metalloendopeptidase activity. Gene Ontology annotation, biological process: proteolysis.